This is a messenger RNA of Closterium sp. Yama58-4, 732 nucleotides long. NCBI's taxonomy places the organism in Eukaryota, Viridiplantae, Streptophyta, Zygnematophyceae, Desmidiales, Closteriaceae. The record is from the annotation of a GenBank genome assembly.
AUGUCCUCUCUGCACACGUCCUUGACAUGUGCUUCUUGGCUGUGUGGGUGCCCGCCCCCUCCCCCUCCCAACCCCCCUGCAGCAAGCGGUGGCGUUCUAUCAGAACAGUCCCACCCGUCCUCACCGCAUCAACCACUCUUCCUCCCAUCCACGUGGCGCCCACGCAAACCCCCACUGAAACGCGGGGAAGGAGCGGGGAAGCUUCUGUUCAUAGACGCCCACGUGGCAGGGGCGGCAGGGGACAUGCUAGUAGCAGCACUGCUGGAUCUGGGCGUGCCAACAACAGUGGUGGAGGGGGCAGUGGGGGCGAUGGGGCUGUCUCAUGUGACUUGCAGGGUGGAGGCCACUCAACGAUCCGCUAUCACUGCUCCGCUCUUCUCGGUGGAUGACGGGGCGAGCCAGCCCUACAGGGACUAUGCGGCCAUCCGCCAUCUGCUGGCCAAUAGCAGCCUGCCACGUGGCGCCAGGGCCAUUGCCAGCCGGGCGUUUCGGCUGCUAGCGGAGGCGGAGGCAUGCAUGCAUGGCAUGUCGGUGGACGAUGUUCAUUUCCAUGAGGUGGGAGCAGUGGACAGCAUAGUGGACAUGGUGGCGGCAGCAGCAGCCAUUGACUACCUCGCACCAUUGCACAUAGCAGCCUCGCCCCUCCCCAUGGCACGCGGCAUCAUCACUGGCGCUGUCCACGGCCCCCUGCCCUCCCCUGCCCCUGCCACGCUCGAGAUCCUGUGCCGGUGA